This is a messenger RNA of Ceraceosorus guamensis, 2688 nucleotides long. RefSeq names its product putative urease. Gene Ontology annotation, cellular component: urease complex. Gene Ontology annotation, molecular function: urease activity; nickel cation binding. The record is from RefSeq and is a predicted model, not a curated record. The coding region runs from base 133 to 2688 and encodes 851 amino acids. Lineage: Eukaryota; Fungi; Basidiomycota; Exobasidiomycetes; Ceraceosorales; Ceraceosoraceae. The transcript is spliced from 5 exons. Gene Ontology annotation, biological process: urea catabolic process.
UUCAUCACGAGCUUUGAUGGCGACGACAUCCACUGUUCGCGACGCGGCAAAAGUCACACAAGGCUCUGCAAGACGAACAUACCCUACAGCCUGGGGUGCGAAGGUUAGGGUGCCAAGCGUAUCUCGUCCGCGAUGCACCUGCUGCCCAGAGAGCGGGACAAGGUCCUUUUGCAUCAAGUUGGCGCGCUGGCUCAAAAACGCCUGGCGAGGGGGGUGAAGCUGAAUCAGACCGAAGCCACAGCACUGAUCGCGACUGUAUUGCAAGAGAGGAUACGAGAUGGCACACACAGCGUCGCAGAGCUGAUGCAGCAUGGCAAGACACUCUUGGGUCGCGACCACGUGCUGCCCGGAGUACCCGAAUUGCUGCACGAGGUCAUGGUGGAGGGAUGCUUCCGCGACGGCACAUUCCUCGUCACGGUCCACGACCCCAUCUGUACGCCGACCGGCUCGCUCGCCGACGCCCUCUUUGGCAGCUUCUUGCCGGUUCCCAAGCAAGCGUUAUUCCAAGAAUAUGCUCCACCCCAUCACGUGCCUGGUGCUUUGGUCGUCCUCGCAGGCGCAGCUCCCAUCGUGCUCUGUCCAGGCAGAGACCGCAUCUCUGUCCGAGUGACAAACACUGGAGACAGGCCAAUCCAAGUCGGCUCGCAUUAUCUCUUCUCGGAGACCAACCGGGCCCUGAGAUUCCCGCGUCUCAGAGCGGUUGGGUAUCGCUUAGACAUCGCUGCCGGCACAGCCGUGCGCUUUGAACCGGGAGAUGUGCGCACGGUAGGCCUCGUCAGCGUCGCAGGCAGUCGUAAGCUCAGUGGGGGAUGUGGCAUCCUAAACGGUGAUCUCUCUGCUGUUGCCGACGAUAUUCGGCGUGAUCCCGAGGGCUUGCGCGCUCGCAUCACAAGCUUGGGCUUUCUCGACGCGCCUGCUGAAGAGUACGCAGCUCUCGAAAGUCAGCCUCCGCCCCGCCCGAUGCAGCUCUCGCGUGCCGCUUACGCAGCUUUGUAUGGACCAACAAAGGGCGAUCGAGUCAAGCUUGGGGAUAGUCCAUUGUGGAUCGAGGUCGAACGAGACAUGUGCAGCUAUGGCGACGAGUGCAAAUUUGGAGGUGGCAAGGUGCUGCGCGACGGGAUGGGCCAGGCCUCGGCUCGGAAAGACGGCGAAACGUUGGAUCUAGUCAUCAUCAAUGCGCUCAUCGUCGACUGGUGGGGCGUCGUCAAGGCAGAUGUCGGAAUCAGGGAAGGUGUCAUCGUUGGCAUCGGCAAAGCGGGCAACCCAGAUAUCAUGGACAACGUGACGGAAGGAAUGACUGUAGGGAGCACUACAGAGGUGAUGGCUGCUGAGAAUCUCAUUCUUACAGCUGGUGCCAUCGAUGCGCACGUUCACUACAUUUGUCCGCAGCUCAUCGAAGAAGCGCUGGCGUCCGGUAUCACCACUCUGAUUGGUGGUGGCACUGGCCCGACCUCGGGAAGUUCCGCCACCACUUGUACUCCGGGCAGAGAUCAGCUUCGCGCGAUGCUCCGAGCCACUGACCAAAUGUGCAUGAACUUUGCGUUCACUGGCAAAGGCAACGACAGUCAUCCAGACGGUCUGAGAGAUCAAAUACGCGCCGGAUGCGCAGGUCUCAAGCUGCACGAGGAUUGGGGCACAACUCCGUCCACAAUCGACUCUUGCUUGACCGUUUGUGAUGAGCUGGAUGUGCAAUGCAACAUACACACCGACACGCUCAAUGAGUCGUCCUACGUCGAAGACACUAUCGCGGCCUUUAAAAAGCGGGUCAUACACACCUACCACUCAGAAGGUGCUGGUGGAGGGCACGCUCCCGACAUCAUUCGAGUGUGCGGAGAAUCUAACGUGCUUCCUUCCAGCACGAAUCCAACCAGACCUUACGCCUCUAAUACGCUUGAUGAGCAUCUCGACAUGCUCAUGGUAUGCCAUCACCUGAGUCGAAACAUCGCCGAAGAUGUUGCAUUUGCGGACAGUCGAAUUCGUGCCGAGACCGUGGCAGCGGAAGACUGCCUGCAGGACUCUGGAGCGAUCUCGAUCAUCUCUUCGGACUCUCAGGCGAUGGGAAGAAUAGGCGAAGUGGUGUCACGCACUUGGCGCACGGCUGCGAAGAUGCGAGAAAUGACUGGUCCGCUCAAGGACAUGACGCAAGGGCAGGAUCCGCCAGAUGACGACGGCCGCGACAAUCAACGUGUUAAGCGCUACGUGUCCAAGUAUACCAUCAACCCUGCCAUCGUGCACGGCAUGUCGCAUCUCGUAGGCUCUGUCGAGGUCGGCAAAGUUGCCGAUUUGGUAUUAUAUCGGCCCGAGAACUUCGGCACAAAGCCCGAGAUCGUACUCAAGGGCGGGCAGAUUGCGUGGGCGCAGAUGGGAGAUGCCAACGCCAGCAUUCCAACGGUCCAGCCGAUCUUCGGAAGACCCAUGUUUGGUUGGCAUGCAGGGCAACACAAUUCGAUUGUAUUUGUCAGCAAAGCAUCCAUCGACGAAGGCAACAUAGCAUCCUACGAUCUCAAGAAACGCGCCGAGGCGGUUCGAAAUUGUCGCAACAUCAGCAAAAGGGACAUGAAGUGGAAUGAUGCGCUGCCCAGGCUUACGGUGGACCCAGAGACUUACGAUGUGACAGCGGACGGAGAACUCUGCACAAUCGCGGCAUCGACCUCGUUGCCCAUGACACAAGCCCAGCAUCUCUUCUGA